This is a messenger RNA of Diaporthe citri, 1692 nucleotides long. RefSeq lists its product as uncharacterized. NCBI's taxonomy places the organism in Eukaryota, Fungi, Ascomycota, Sordariomycetes, Diaporthales, Diaporthaceae. The transcript has 4 exons. Gene Ontology annotation, molecular function: N,N-dimethylaniline monooxygenase activity; flavin adenine dinucleotide binding; NADP binding. The record is from RefSeq and is a predicted model, not a curated record. The coding region runs from base 1 to 1692 and encodes 563 amino acids.
AUGGGGUCCAGGUCGAACGAUGUUGAGGAACUUGAUGCUCUUGUUGUUGGAGCUGGGUUCGGAGGUGUAUACCAGCUGAAGCGCCUCAGAGAUCUGGGCUUCAAUACUAAGCUACUCGAAAGCGGUAGUGAUUACGGCGGCGUGUGGUACUGGAACAGGUAUCCUGGUGCCCGUGUGGACAGCUCUAUCCCCCACUACGAGUUCGAUGACCCAGCUCUGUGGAGCACAUGGACCUGGAAGCAGAGGUUUCCCGACCACUGUGAGCUCCGGGCUUACUUUUCGCACGUGGCCAAAGUAUGGGACCUAGAGAAGGACACUCAGUUCAAUACUUUUGUGGAAUCUGCUAGCUGGGACGAUUCCGAGUGCCUCUGGACAAUACACACUCGGGAGGGCAUGUGCUACAAAGCCAGGUAUCUUCUACUGAACACGGGGUUUGCCGCUAAACGAUAUAUCCCGGACUGGAACGGCAUCGAAACAUUCAAGGGGACCUUCAUCCAUCCGUCAUACUGGCCACAGGAUGGCUUGGACCUGAAGGGGAAAAGAGUCGCCGUAGUCGGCACGGGCUCAACCGGGGUCCAACUCGCGACGGAGCUCAGUCCGAUCGUCGGCGAACUUGCCAUCUUCCAGCGCACUCCCAACACAGCUUUGCCCAUGAGGCAAGUCGAUUACAAGGAUGGCGAGCAGGCAAUCGGACGGGAAGCGUACCCGGAUCUUUUCAAGGGCCGACCGCUGUCUUUCAGCGGGUUUUCUUUCAGUCCUGUUUGCCGGAACACAUUCGACGAUUCACCUGAGCGACGGCAGGCGUUCUACGAGACCCUUUGGAAAGAGGGCGACUUCAAGUUCUGGCUGGCUAACUAUCAGGAUCUUCUGUCUGUCAAGGCUGCAAAUGAUGAAGCAUACGCCUUCUGGCGUGAGAAGACCCGUGCGAGGAUUCAAGACUCUCGGGUGAGAGACCUCCUUGCGCCGAUGGCUGCACCCUACAGCUUUGGCUGCAAGAGAAUCUCGCUCGAGCAAGGCUACUUUGAGAUCUUCAACGAGCCUCACGUCCAUCUUGUCGAUGUGAACUCGACACCAGUUGAGGCUAUCACUGAGAAAGGCAUUAGGACUUCUGAGAAAGAGUGGGAGUUCGACUACAUCAUCUGCGCUACUGGCUUCGACAGCAUCACCGGUGGACUGAAGCAGAUCAACGUCAAGAGCACUUCCGGGGAGCUCUUGGCGGAAUACUGGGGAAACGGGACUCGGACUUACCUCGGCAUGGCCGUUUCCGGGUUUCCCAACCUGUUCUUCACUUACGGGCCUCAAGGGCCCACGGCGCUGUGCAACGGGCCAACUGUAAGCAACCCCCCAGACACCAUUUUCACCAUGUCAGUGGCCAGCGCCCUGAACAUGGCAGCCACGCCGCUGGAUUGCGCGCAGAUGCAGGGGGAUUGGGUUGUAGGAUUGAUCAGCCGGAUGAAAGAGGCCGGUGAGAGGAAGGUGUUCGUGGAGAAGACGUAUGAAGAGGAAUGGCAGCAAACCAUUCUGAAGGUCGCCAGCAUGACCUUGGUACCUGGCACAAAAUCGUGGUACAUGGGAGAUAAUAUUCCAGGCAAGAAACGAGAGCCGCUGAUUUAUCUGGGAGGUGUUCCCAACUACUACGCCACGUUGAAUGAAGUAGCAGCAAAUGGGUAUCCGGGCUUCGCUUUCGAAUAG